AUGAUAACAAUAGCUAGGUGUCAGCUGCGUGGGGCCAAGUUCCCCACCAACGCACGCUUUCCUGCUAGCCGACGUCAAGCAUGGCCAACGACAAGAAGAGCAGUAGCAGCAGCAGCGGCAGGGCGAGACUUUCCAGGCCACGAUCACGGCCAACCUCCAUUCGAUAAGAUCUUGAUCGCGAACCGAGGCGAGAUCGCUUGCAGAGUCAUGGCGACCGCGCGAAGGAUGGGCGUGCGGACGGUAGCUGUUUUCAGCGAUGCGGACGACCAGGCCCCUCACGUGCGGAUGGCCGGCGAAGCUGUCUGCAUCGGGCCGCCAGAGGCGCUCAAGAGCUACCUGGACGCAGAUAAGAUCUUGGAUGCCGCCCUCAGGACGGGUGCUCAGGCCAUCCACCCUGGAUAUGGUUUUCUGAGUGAAAACGCCUCUUUCGCGGAGGCCUGCGAGCAAGCCGGCAUCGCUUUCGUGGGGCCGCCUUCGGGCGCUAUCGAGAGCAUGGGGGACAAGAUCGAGUCCAAAAAGAUCGCGGCGGAAGCGGGGGUGCACACCAUCCCGGGGUUCAAGGGCAUCAUCGAGUCCGGCGAUGAGGCGGUGAGGAUAGCGGAGGAGAUCGGGUACCCGGUCAUGAUCAAGGCAAGCGCCGGCGGUGGCGGGAAGGGGAUGAGGAUCGCGUACGAUGCCGAGGAUGCGAGGAGCGGUUUCGAGAGGUCCACGGCCGAAGCAAUCAGCAGCUUCGGCGAUGGCCGAAUGCUCGUCGAGAAGUACAUCGAGGACGGCCACCACAUCGAGAUACAGGUGUUGGCCGAUUCUCACGGCAACGUAGCGGCAUUUCCCGAGCGCGAGUGUUCCGUACAGCGGCGGAACCAGAAGGUCCUCGAGGAGUCUCCGAGCUGCCUCAUCACGCCUGAGGUGCGAGCGGCCAUGCAGGAGCAGGCGAUCAUGCUCUCCAAGGCGACGGGGUACAGGUCAGCUGGCACGGUGGAGAUGAUCUGCGCGAGUGACCUGUCGUUCUACUUCUUGGAGAUGAACACCAGGCUGCAGGUGGAACACCCCGUCACAGAGUGCGUCACGGACGUCGACCUCGUCGAGCAGAUGCUGAACAUUGCGGCCGGUCGACCAAUGAGCGAUCACCUCAUCAAGCAGCCCCACGUCCCGUUCUACCGACACGCCAUCGAGGCGCGCGUGUACGCCGAAGACCCGUUCCGCAAGUUCCUCCCGUCCACCGGGCCUCUCGUGACCUACCGAGAACCGAGGGUCACGGCGGACGGGGAUGGAGGCGAUGCUGAGGGGGGGGGUGGCGGGGCGGAUGGCGUGAGGGUGGAUUCCGGCGUGGUGGAAGGGUCGGAGGUGUCGAUGUUUUACGACCCGAUGAUCAGCAAGCUUAUCGCGUACGGGGAGACCAGGGAGGUCGCCCUCGGACGUUUGGGCUCGGCGCUUGACGAGUACGUGAUCCAGGGACUGGGGCACAACGUUCCUUUCCUCAGAGACGUCGUUCGGAACAAAGACUUCGCCGAUGGGGAGUACAGCACGUCCUUUAUCGACAAGCACUACCCCGAAGGGUUCACGGGCGUCGUGCUGUCGGGUGACGAGGAGGUGAAGCUAGCGGCCGUGGCGGCCGCGGUGCGGUGGGUCUGCCGAGACGUGGAGGCGUCGGUCGGACCGAGUCCUGACGUCACCAGACCUCUUGAGGAGUGCAUGGUGACUCUCGGUGGGUACGGCGGUCGAGUUUUCAAGGCUUACGGUGGACGAGCUGGCGUGGAAUGUUGGGUUUCCGUUGAUCAAGGUUACCGUUGACGGCACGCCGCAGGUGCUGCAGUACCUCGGAGCCAGUGGAGAGGGGUACAACUUGGUCAUGGCAGGCUCGCACCAA
Ectocarpus siliculosus is the source of this 1867-nucleotide messenger RNA. The record is from the annotation of a GenBank genome assembly. Lineage: Eukaryota; Phaeophyceae; Ectocarpales; Ectocarpaceae.